Fomitiporia mediterranea MF3/22 is the source of this 1554-nucleotide messenger RNA. Its product is annotated as alpha/beta-hydrolase. The record is from RefSeq and is a predicted model, not a curated record. The transcript has 14 exons. Bases 1 to 1554 code for a protein of 517 amino acids. NCBI's taxonomy places the organism in Eukaryota, Fungi, Basidiomycota, Agaricomycetes, Hymenochaetales, Hymenochaetaceae.
AUGACCUCCAUCGUCUCUGCUCGGGUUAUUCACCGCCGUGAUGAUACAACAUUCAACUGGACCACACUUACACCCUCAACGUCUUUGAAAUGGACGAGCUGCUACGAUAACUACUACUGUAGCAGGCUCUCGGUGCCCUUACGCUACUCUGAUCCCUCCGGGAAGCAAGCAGCCGUAGCAUUGGUUAAGCUGCCAUCUAGCUUGUCCCCCAACGAUAAAGGCUACAAGGGACCUGUCCUAAUCAACCCUGGUCUGCGGCCCUGGAGCAUCUGGUGUCGACUUGGUCCUCAAAUUUGGAAUAAUAUUAGUGAGGGCGUUGUCGGUACGCAGUUUGACGUCAUAGGCUUCGAUCCUCGAGGAGUUGGUUAUACGACUCCGCCUAUAUCUUUCUUCGAGGAUUCCGUCGAAGCUGGAACGUUUCUCAUUCAGCAAGUUCAGGAUCUGAAUGCGAGCGUGACGUCGAUUGGCAGGGUGUAUGUACAGACUACGAAUCUUAACAAGCUUGCGCUUGAGCGUGCCAAAGUGGUGGCACAGACAGUGACAACCCCGACGGUUGCACGGGAUAUGCUCAGCAUCAUGAAGGCUGCUGGACAGGAAAAGCUCCAAUAUAUUGGAUAUUCCUAUGGGACUGUUCUUGGAGCGACAUUCGCGGCGAUGUUCCCAGAUAAAGUUGGACGUAUUGCCCUGGACGGUGUUGUAAAUUCUUGGGAUUAUUACAAAGGGAAUGCCACGAGCUGGCUUCUUGACGCAGACAAGUGUUUCACUAGUAUUCUUGACGCAUGUGUGCAGGCGGGCCCAAAGUUAUGUCCCCUUUACGAAAAGUGUACCAAUCUCGUCCUCGCUCGAGUCAAUCGCAUUGUGGACAAACUGAGAAUGACACCCGUUCCCGUCUUCAACCAAACCGCAUUCGACUCCGGUCUCGUUGAUUCUGCAACAGUCCAAAAGCAGAUCUUUCAAGCUCUUUACUCGCCGUACAAUGAGGGUGCGGCUCUGGUGGCUGCACUUGCUGCUCUUGAGCAAGGCAAUGGAAGUGCCAUCUAUCAGGGAUCGUUUCAAGACCAAACUCAGCAGUUACUGGAAGAAGAUACACCACCGCAGACUAACGGGACUUCUGCGUCCGGAAGUGAGACAUUUCGGGCGAUUUUUUGUGGUGACAAAGUCUCGGAUGAUCCUGGGACUGUUGAUGACCUGAGGGAGGCAUAUCGUGAAACAUUAGCAGUUACACCCUUUUUCGCUGGGAUUGCAGCCGCUGAAGAUACCUGCCCGGGCUGGUCAAUUCGAGGAGAUGAUCGUUUUAAAGUCAUCCCAUAUUAUUUGUCGGAAACUUCGCUGACCCGGUUACGCCCCUGGCAAGGCAACGCUUUUCUGAUGUCAGAAAGUUUUAAAGGUUCUGUAGUGCUCACGCAAAACUCGUCUGGACAUACAUCCCCAGCUGCAAAGUCGAAAUGCACCAGCAAGAUUUUGCGUGCAUAUUUCGCAAACGGUACACUACCCGAGAAAGGAACGGUGUGCCAGAUCGAGAGCUCCAUUUUUGGAGAGUCCCAUUCAUCAUAG